UUAAAAAAAUUGAAAUAUACUAACCACAGAUGGUAAAUAGGCCGACCUGGUUCAGAUUCUAUGAGUUCAAGUCAAAUACCCUAAUUGUUGCACCUAAGAGUACUUAUGGAAAUAUCGCAGCUCAAAUAUCUGUGGGUGCAGCCUUUGCGUUGACGAUGUUAUUAGCCAGGAUUGUUUUCAAAGAAAUUGAUCAGUAUCCGAUUUGGCAGAGAAGAUUGCAUGAUAAAAGAACGCAGAAAAUGGCAUUUGACUGGAUGAUUAAAGUCUAUGCUGAGAAAGAAGAAUCCGCCCUGAAUGAGUUCAGUUUGUAUUAGAAAGAAGUCAAUUUUU
This is a messenger RNA of Moneuplotes crassus, 330 nucleotides long. NCBI's taxonomy places the organism in Eukaryota, Ciliophora, Spirotrichea, Euplotida, Euplotidae. The record is from the annotation of a GenBank genome assembly.